This is a messenger RNA of Zingiber officinale, 4472 nucleotides long. RefSeq names its product probable cellulose synthase A catalytic subunit 5 [UDP-forming]. Gene Ontology annotation, cellular component: plasma membrane; trans-Golgi network. Gene Ontology annotation, molecular function: cellulose synthase (UDP-forming) activity. The coding region runs from base 628 to 3891 and encodes 1087 amino acids. The transcript is spliced from 14 exons. NCBI's taxonomy places the organism in Eukaryota, Viridiplantae, Streptophyta, Magnoliopsida, Zingiberales, Zingiberaceae. Gene Ontology annotation, biological process: cellulose biosynthetic process; plant-type primary cell wall biogenesis. The record is from RefSeq and is a predicted model, not a curated record.
GCGGGCGAUCAGGGAAGCUGCCACAUCGGAGCGAUCCAUUGGUUUGCAGUGUUGGGUGUCGCCGAUUGAUCGAGCUGCCUUUCCUGGUUGGCUUCCAGUGUUGGAUCACAAGACAGCUCAGAUGUCGCCUUCGCCACCGUGUCGGUCGUUCUUCCGCUCGCCAUUUAUUUAUUGCCGUUGAUCGAUCCGUUUUUUUAUUUUAUUUUACUUUGUUUCUUCCUCUUCAACUUCAAAGUCAUCUUCUUUUUUGCCCCCCGUUCGCCUGUUCCUUUAUGGUUUUUACUGAUCCGGUUGGUGCAGUGCAAGUAAGAAGCAAAGAAUAAUAAGUAGUGGUGGGAUUGAGAGAAGGGGAGAGGGUUGGGUUGGAAGGCGUCUCGCUGGCAUCACAUUGCUUUAGCGAAAGACAGAGAUUGAGUGUGUGAAUCCGAGAAGGAGAGAGAGGAGAUAAAGAGCAGCUUCGCCUCCUCUGCUGCGGGCUCUGAGAGUGCCGAGUCUUCCUGGAGAAAAAAAGCAUAGGGAUGCGACCAUGGUGCUCUAAUGACGCCGCAGUAGCCUUGAUUUGAAUAAAGUUGCCGUCUUUUUUUUUGCUUCUAUCCCGUGAUUUGAAGUAAUAUCUCUUGCCGGCGCAUGGAGGCGAGCGCCGGGCUGGUCGCCGGGUCGCACAACCGGAACGAGCUCGUUGUCAUCCGCCGUGAUGGGGAAUCGGGGCCGAGGCCGCUGCAACAGUUGAGCGGGCAGGUCUGCCAGAUCUGUGGCGACGACGUCGGCCUCACCGUCGACGGCGAUCUCUUCGUCGCUUGCAAUGAGUGCGCGUUCCCCAUUUGCAGGAUUUGCUAUGAGUACGAACGCCGGGAGGGAAACCAAGUCUGCCCUCAAUGCAAAACAAGGUUCAAGCGGCUCAAAGGGUGCCCUCGUGUGCCUGGAGAUGAAGAAGAGGAUGAUGUCGAUGAUCUUGAACAUGAAUUUGAAUGGGGUGAUGACCAUGACUCACAGUACAUGGCGGAGGCCAUGUUGCAUGGCCACAUGAGCUAUGGUCGACAUGGUGACAUAAACAACCCUUAUAUGGUUCAUCCUAUGCCCCAAGUCCCACUUCUCACCAAUGGAGAGAUGGUCGAUGACAUUCCUCCUGAGCAGCAUGCCCUUGUUCCUUCUUUCAUGGGUGGUGGAGGGAAAAGGAUUCAUCCUCUGCCCUUUCCAGAUCACAAUCUUCCAGUGCACCCUAGAUCGAUGGACCCUUCGAAGGAUCUUGCGGCUUAUGGAUAUGGGAGUGUGGCAUGGAAGGAGCGGAUGGAGAGUUGGAAGCAAAAGCAAGAGAAAUUGCAUAUGACGAGGAGCAAUGGCGGCAAUAAAGGAUGGGAUAAUCAUGAUGAUGAGUCUGAUUUACCAUUAAUGGAUGAAGCUAGGCAACCAUUGUCACGAAAGCUACCGAUCCCUUCUAGUAAAAUAAAUCCAUACAGAAUGAUCAUCUUAAUUCGACUUGUAGUUGCUGGGUUUUUCUUCCAUUACCGGGUUACAAACCCUGCAAAAGAUGCAUAUCCAUUGUGGCUCAUAUCAGUCAUCUGUGAAAUCUGGUUUGCCCUUUCUUGGAUUCUCGAUCAGUUUCCCAAGUGGCUUCCAAUAGAAAGGGAAACUUAUCUUGAUAGAUUAUCGUUAAGGUAUGAAAAAGAAGGGCAACCUUCUCAAUUAGCUCCAAUCGAUGUAUUUGUGAGUACAGUCGAUCCUAUGAAGGAACCCCCUUUAAUCACUGCAAACACUGUUCUCUCGAUCCUCGCUGUGGACUACCCAGUGGAAAAAGUAUCCUGCUAUGUCUCAGAUGAUGGUGCCGCUAUGCUGACAUUUGAAGCAUUGUCAGAAACAUCUGAGUUUGCAAAGAAAUGGGUUCCAUUUUGUAAGAAAUUCAAUAUAGAGCCUCGUGCACCUGAGUGGUAUUUUCAACAAAAGAUCGAUUAUCUGAAGGAUAAGGUCCAUCCUUCAUUCGUAAAGGAGAGAAGAGCAAUGAAGAGAGAAUAUGAGGAAUUUAAGGUACGAAUAAAUGCCCUGGUUGCAAAAGCACAAAAGGCACCUGAAGAAGGGUGGACAAUGCAGGAUGGAACACCAUGGCCUGGAAACAAUGUCCGUGACCAUCCAGGCAUGAUUCAGGUCUUCUUGGGUCAAAGUGGUGGGCAUGAUGUCGAUGGGAAUGAACUUCCACGCUUGGUUUAUGUCUCAAGAGAAAAAAGACCUGGUUUCAAUCACCAUAAAAAGGCUGGAGCCAUGAAUGCUUUGGUCCGAGUCUCUGCUGUACUUACAAAUGCACCUUAUCUGCUGAAUGUCGAUUGUGAUCAUUACUUCAACAAUUGCAAGGCAGUACGAGAAGCAAUGUGUUUUAUGAUGGAUCCACUUGUGGGAAAAAGAGUGUGCUAUGUGCAGUUCCCCCAGAGGUUCGAUGGCAUUGAUCGACACGAUCGAUAUGCUAAUCGGAACAUUGUGUUUUUUGAUAUCAAUAUGAAAGGUUUGGAUGGGAUUCAAGGACCUAUUUAUGUUGGCACAGGAUGCGCUUUUAGAAGACAAUCACUAUAUGGAACUGAUGCUCCAAAGAAAAAGAAGCCUCCAAAUAGGACUUGCAACUGUUUGCCUAAAUGGUGCUGCUGUUGCACUGGCAGCAGGAAGAAGAAGGCCGCAAAAAGUAAGCAGGAAAAGAAAAGGUCUGGUUCGAAAAGUGCUGAGAUUGCUGGAGGACCAGCAUAUGCUCUUGAAGGUGUCGAAGAAGGUGCUAAAGGCAAUGGGAUUGAAAAACACAAUAUGACAGCUGAGCAGAAGUUAGAAAAGAAAUUUGGGCAGUCUCCUGUGUUUGUUGCAUCCACUCUCCUAGAGAACGGUGGAACACCGAAAGGUGCUACUCCAGCUUCUUUGUUGAAGGAAGCUAUCCAUGUUAUUGGCUGUGGUUACGAAGACAAGACAGAUUGGGGAAAAGAGAUUGGAUGGAUCUAUGGUUCAGUGACAGAAGAUAUAUUGACUGGUUUCAAGAUGCAUUGCCAUGGUUGGAGGUCUAUCUAUUGUGUACCGUCAAGACCCGCAUUCAAAGGUUCUGCUCCUCUUAAUCUUUCAGAUCGUCUUCACCAGGUUCUUAGGUGGGCUCUUGGUUCUGUUGAAAUUUUCUUGAGCAAGCACUGCCCUCUAUGGUAUGGAUAUGGAAGCGGGCUCAAAUGGCUGGAAAGGAUGUCGUAUAUCAAUGCUACUAUCUAUCCCUGGACCUCGAUUCCUCUGUUGGCAUACUGUACCUUGCCUGCUGUUUGCUUGCUCACCGGAAAAUUUAUCACUCCAGAACUCUCUAAUGUAGCGAGUCUUUGGUUCUUGUCACUUUUCAUUUGUAUCUUCGCGACGGGUAUCCUUGAAAUGAGAUGGAGUGGUGUUGGCAUUGAUGACUGGUGGAGAAAUGAACAGUUUUGGGUUAUUGGAGGUGUUUCCUCGCAUCUCUUUGCUGUGUUUCAGGGGCUUCUAAAGGUUCUUGCCGGUAUAGACACCAAUUUCACUGUGACAUCAAAGGCCGGUGAUGACGAAGAGUUCUCCGAGUUGUACACGUUCAAGUGGACCACACUGCUCAUCCCUCCCACAACUUUGCUUAUUGUGAACUUCAUUGGCGUCGUAGCGGGUGUCUCUAAUGCAAUAAACAAUGGGUAUGAAUCAUGGGGGCCAUUAUUUGGGAAGCUCUUCUUCUCCUUCUGGGUGAUCGUCCAUCUAUAUCCUUUCCUCAAAGGUCUCGUUGGGCGCCAGAACCGGACACCAACAAUCGUCAUCGUCUGGUCCAUCCUCCUUGCAUCAAUUUUCUCGUUGCUCUGGGUACGAAUUGAUCCAUUCUUGCCAAAAUCAGAUGGCCCUCUUCUGGAGGAGUGUGGACUAGACUGCAACUGAGCAUGAGAGACCCCCUAUCAGAAUGUUCCUAGAUUACGGUUCACUCGUUGGCAUCAUAUUACAGGACAUCCACACUGAUACACAACAGUUUCUUCAGUCGUUCAUCGAUAGGAAGACAGUGUGCUCCUUUUUUCCUCGUUUUGUUCUCUACUCUAGCUACAAACUCGUAUCACAGAAUCGGUGAAGCUGUUUGUUUGUGUAAGAACAGCAUGCAAUUGCAAGUUCAGCUCUGACGAAUGGCAAGAGAAGGGCCAUCUUCUUCAAGCUUCAUUUCAGUUAAUCUGUACAUCAAUUCUUCACAAUAAGGCAUGCCUUCCCUGAUUCCGUCGUGGUGGAGGUUCAUCAAACAUUCUGUUGGUUGAUUUUAUUACCUCUUUUUUGGGGGAAUUAUUUAUUUAUGGAGAUACAGAACGAUAUAAAGAGAAAAGAUUUAUAGUAUGUAUUUUAUUUAAUUACACCUUCAUCAUCAUUUGUAGCUAUCCCAAAGAAACUUGUGUACUCGUAUGUUAAACCCUCAGAGGGAUUACCUUCUGUAUUUUGCACUUUUAUAGCCCAUAAAUUGCAGGUUUGUUUGUGCUUCA